Molecule: messenger RNA, 4896 nt
Organism: Fusarium subglutinans
Lineage: Eukaryota; Fungi; Ascomycota; Sordariomycetes; Hypocreales; Nectriaceae
Product: agglutinin 2
Exons: 2
Coding region: 1-4896 (1631 amino acids)
Biological process (GO): cell adhesion
Cellular component (GO): fungal-type cell wall
Source: RefSeq, a predicted model, not a curated record
AUGUUGCUUUGGCGCAUCAAACCGCUCUGGGCCCUCGCCUUGAUGGGUCCAGGAUGCAAUGCACAUGCACUGUCGGAUCAGUGGCUUCCUACUUGCCCGGGAGGGAUCAGGGUCGUCCAGACUCAGCCCAUCAAAAUCGUCGAUGGAUUAACUACGACUUAUGAGACUUUGACGAGCACAUUUAUGAUCUCAUAUGAUGCUAGCUUCAGCACCACCACCAUCUACGGCGAUGGCGAUGCAACGACCUUCACCGUCCCGCCUCCCGACUCCCAAGGACAGUCGCAAAUUAUCACCGUUAUUGUAAAGACAGACGUGACUAUGGCCACCACAGUCCCAACACUAAGUGUCAAUGAAACCACCACUAUUCCGCCUGAAAAUAGCAGUGACGUGCCAACCGUGCUUAUAAAACGACCAGUGGAUAGCUCUUCGGCUGGGCCCAACAGCGAAGAGUCGACGAUGCUGAGCAAUAGUCAAAGCUCGGCUAAGAAUCCCCAAGACUCGACUUCAUAUACCCUGCUGCCUACAUCACCUGACCAGGAUACGACCUUGACAGCUCCUGAAACCGCGAAUAUUAACAAGGCUGCUCUUACCACCGCUCAAAGCUCGGCUACGCAUGAUAAUCCCGAAGAUUCCACUACGCAUACCCUGCUGCCUACACGACCGGACCAGGAUACAACUUCGAGAACUCCUGAAACCACGGAUGUCAACAAGGCUUCUCUCGGCACUACUAAAAGCUUGGCUUCUCCUUCGGGGGGAGAAAGUUCAGCUCGAAGCCCAGCAGGAACAUCGGAAAGUGGGAGCUUUACCUCAUCAGAAGUUAUACAACAACCUCUUUCAAGUCAGCCGGCGUCCUAUAAUACCAGUUUUAUAGACCCAAUCACCCGUGCACGGGUAACACGCCACAGAGUUAGGACCAAGUCACAUUCGAUAGAGCCUGUGACUCAGCCCACAGAAGCCAUGACAGACGAGGAUGUUACUGGCAUUUCUACAAGAUCAGAGUCUGCCAAUCGCGACUACACAAUUAUUUCUUCUGAAUCGGGGGAGGCUGGCACAGUUGUCACCGAGGUUCCCAAUGAUUCUUCACAGAUUGUUGCGUCAAACAGUCUUUUGCCCCCGGGUAGAACUUCUGUGGCUCGGGGCGAUACCACGUUUACCACCGACGCUUCAAGCCAGCCCUCUUCCGCACUCUCUCUAUCAAUUCCCUACACAACACUCACCGUCAUGGGCGCAGAUAGCACCACUGUGACCAGCAUACAGACUCCUUCUCAGUCUGGUGUGAUAGAGACUGUAUUGGACGAACUAUCUACCCUUUCUAUCCCUGAUACAUCGACCGGCACUUCAGGAGCUGAUGAUGCUACUACAACCACCACGCAGAUUAAUUCUCUUCCUGAAGUUCUAUUUGCCUCCUAUACAUCAGUCACUACUUCAGAUACUGAUAGUGACACGGUUAUCUCUACGCAGACUCUUACUCAAUCCAGUGUCCUCUCUAUUCCCUAUACUACAGUCACCAUCUCGGGUACUGAUAGUACAACUGUACUCAGCACUCAGUCCCCUUCUCAACCUGGCGCAACAGGAACUGAGUUUGUCAAGUUACCUGCUUCUACACCUUCCAUAACAUCAAGUUUAUCCUACACCACUAUUACUGUCACCGAAACCGGCACUGGUACUGGUCCUACCACCAUCACAGAGGCCCCAUCUGGCUCUGAUGGUGUCGUUUCAGUGUUGAUUGGGGUCGUACUCCAAUCAACUCCUUACCUCACCAUUACAUCUUAUGAUGCAACAAUUACAGGUGCCUUCACAACUACAGUGACUCCGCAAGCUCCAGGGCAAACAGGAACUGUCAUUGUUUAUCAGCCUGAUCAGUGGGUGACUCUUACGUCUUAUGAUGCAACGGCUACUGCUGUAUCUACAGCCACAAUAUGGCCCUCUUCUCCAGGUGCAGUAGGCACUGUUGUCGUAUAUCAGCCUGAUCAAUGGGUGACUCUUACGUCCUAUGAUGCAACAGCAACAGCUGCAUCUACAGCUACGAUAUGGCCCUCGAGUUCAGGCGCAGCAGGUACUGUAGUUGUCUAUCAACCAGAUCAGUGGGUGACUGUUACCUCUUAUGGCGGGUUAGUGACAGCUGCAUCUACAAGCACUAUAUCCCCGUCUGGUCCAGGCGCCACUGGAACAGUGGUGGUCUUUGAGCCACAAUCAGCCGUGACCAUCACCCGUUAUGGAAGCGUCACAGCUUCUACAAUGAAGACAGAGAACCCUCUCAGACCUGAUCAGGCGAUGACUGUAUGGAUUGAUCUACCUCAAUCUUAUACCACGGUCACCAACUAUGGCUCUUUCACCGCACCAUUUACUACAACAUACCCAGUCUCUAGUCCAGGUGGUCUCGGCACUGUUGAGGUUGAUCUUCCGCAAUCUUAUACCACUAUCACCAACUAUGGGGCUUUUACUGCACCUACUACUACGACAUACCCUGUCUCCAGUCCAGGUGCGCUCGGCACUGUAGAGGCUGACCUUCCUCAAUCUUAUACAACAGUGACAAACUAUCGUGCAGGUAUCACUGCACCUACUACCACAACAUACCCUGCUUCCAGUCCAGGUGACCUUGGAACUAUAGAGGUUGAUCUUCCUCAAUCAUAUACAACAGUGACACACUUUCGUGCGGAUAUCACUGCCCCUGAAUCUUCGAUCUUUCCGGCAGUUUCGGCAGGUGGUCUCAUGAAGGUAGUUCUCGAUCUUCCCGAGUCAUACACAAUUGUCACAGCGUAUGACGAUACCAUUACUGCGCCUUUCACCACAACAUACGAGCCUUCCAUUCCUGGGGACUUUGCCACUGUUCUUGUCAAGGUUCCUCAGGCAUACACAACUGUCACCAGCUACGGUACUUUCACAACUCCUCUGACAACAACAUUGAAGCCAUCUUCUGCAGGCGGUGUUGGUACUGUAUUAGUGGAUCUCCCCCAGUUAUACACAACUGUUACCAGUUAUGGCUCCUUCACAGCUCCUCUAACAACAACACUAGCACCUGCUGCACCUGGGGACAUAGCCACUGUUGUUGUUCAAGAGCCCCAGUCCUAUAUAACUGUUACCAGUUAUGGCUCCUUCACAGCUCCUCUAACAACAACACUAGCACCUGCUGUACCUGGUGAUGUAGCUACUAUUGUUGUUCAAGAGCCGCAGUCCUAUAUAACUAUAACUAGUUAUGGCUCCUUUACAGCAGCUGCCACUACUACUAUAGCACCAGGCUCUCCAGGGGACCCAGGUACUGUUAUUGUUCAAGAGCUGCAGCCCUAUACAACUGUGACUAGCUAUGGCUCCUUUACAUCUGCUGCUACUAUCACUAUGACACCGGGAUCUCCAGGGGACCCAGUUACUGUUCUAGUUCAAGAUCCUCAGCCUUAUACAACUGUAACCACCUACGGAACCUUUACAGCUGCUGCUACUAGCACCUUAUCCCCUGGUGCACCAGGCGAUCCAAUUACUGUGCUUAUCCAGGACCCUCAGUUAUACACAACCAUAACCACCUACGGAACCUUUACAGCUGCUGCUACUAGCACCUUAUCCCCUGGUGCACCAGGCGAUCCAAUUACUGUGCUUAUCCAGGACCCUCAGUCAUACACAACCAUAACCACCUACGGAACCUUUACAGCUGCUGCCACUAGCACCUUAUCCCCUGGUGCUCCAGGUGACCCGAUUACUGUUGUCAUCCAGGAGCCCGAAUCAUACACUACUAUCACUAGCUGGGGGUCUAUCACAGCAGCUACAACUCAUACCUUAUCGCCUGGUGCUCCAGGUGACCCAGUUACUGUUGUUGUCCAGGAGCCCGAAUUAUACACCACUAUCACUAGCUGGGGGUCUGUCACAGCAGCUACAACUCGUACCUUAUCGCCUGGUGCUCCAGGUAACCCAGUUACUGUUGUCGUCCAGAAACCCGAAUCAUACACCACUAUCACUAGCUGGGGAUCUGUUACAGCAGCUGCUACUAGUACCUUAUCCCCAAGCUCUCCAGGCGACCCAAUUACCGUCGUUGUACAGGAGCCUCAGCCGUAUACCACUAUUACUAGCUGGGGGUCGGUCACAGCUGCUGCUACUAGUACCUUAUCCCCAAGCUCUCCAGGCGACCCAAUUACCGUCGUUGUACAGGAGCCUCAGUCGUAUACAACUGUGACUAGUUAUGGCUCGGUCUCAGCCGCAACUACGUCCACUCAGACUGAUCCUGCCAACGGGCAGCCUGCGACUGUACUUGUGGCCCUUCCAGCCGUUGGCACAAAAGUAGCUGACCAAUCGUGUAAUAACGCGGGACUAGAAUACGCUAUUUACAAUAACUCGUUUUAUAAUAGCGAUGCUCCUCACUACUCAUCCUUCAGCCCGGAAUCCUUCAAGACAACUCAACCAACUUUCACUGGUAUCACGGACCGAAUUGGCAUUAUGGAGACAGGAAAUACAACUUUCGGACACACCAGCGAUCCCCAGAGCAUCUAUCCUAACUCACCAAGUCAGACAUGGAACUACAAGGCUGUCAAUCAUCGUUCCUUCCUCUAUACACCUAUUUCUGGUAUAUACACUAUUCAGGUCCCGUAUAGUGAUGAUGUAGCAAUUGUUUGGUUUGGUUCUAAGGCUCUAUCUACCUGGACACGCAGUAAUGCGGAUUUAGAGCAGGAGUUUAUUUCAUAUGGAACUUCUAUACCCCUGCAAUACCAGGUUCAACUUACAGCUAAUACCUAUACACCAAUGCGUGUUUUCUGGGCUAAUGCCCAGGGAGACUUUGCUAUGAUUGUUACAGUUACAGCUCCAGAUGGAACUGUUAUUGUUGAUGGCAGUGGAUCACAGAAUAAUUACUUUGUUAGGUUUGCCUGCGAUCACAGCACCCCUUCAUACCCUGCCUUUGGAAGUGGUGGCUAA